GACGCGUUCCUCAGCUCCAUCUCCAUGAUUCUCGUCUCCGAGCUCGGCGACGAGACCUUCAUCAUCGCCGCCAUAAUGGCCAUGCGGCACCCGCGGGUCAUCAUCCUCGCCGGCGCGCUCGGCGCGCUCGCAGUCAUGACCGUCCUGUCCACCGCGCUCGGGCUCAUCGUCCCGAACCUCAUCUCCCAGAACGUCGUCAACAAGUGCGCGUUCGUCUUGUACACCUUCUUCGGGUGCCGUCUCCUGUACAUCGCGUGGCGGGCGGAUCCCAACGCGAGCAUCCAGGAGGAGAUGCAGGAGGUGGAGGAGAAGCUCGAAGCGGGCGCGGGGGGCCAGGGGCGGAUGAUGGGACGGGUACGACGGAUCCUCGGGAGGGUGUGCACGCCCAUCUUCCUCGAGGCUUUCGUCCUGACCUUCCUCGCGGAGUGGGGGGAUCGGAGCCAGAUCACGACGAUCGCGUUGGCGGCGCACAAGAACCCAUACGGCGUGGCCAUCGGGGGAACAAUCGGGCACGCGUUCUGCACCGGGCUGGCGGUGGUCGGGGGUAGGAUCAUCGCGCUGAGAAUCAGCCAGCGGCUGGUGGCG
Molecule: messenger RNA, 585 nt
Organism: Micromonas commoda
Lineage: Eukaryota; Viridiplantae; Chlorophyta; Mamiellophyceae; Mamiellales; Mamiellaceae
Exons: 1
Biological process (GO): Golgi calcium ion homeostasis; Golgi calcium ion transport; calcium ion transmembrane transport
Cellular component (GO): Golgi apparatus
Molecular function (GO): calcium ion transmembrane transporter activity; manganese ion transmembrane transporter activity
Source: RefSeq, a predicted model, not a curated record